AAUAAUAGCGUUUACAUUUUUAAAAAAAUUUCCUUACAUACCCUCAAUCAAUUCUCCUUUCCCAUAUCUUUCUUUGUGGCCUAGACUCUUCUCACCAUUUCCAAUCACUAACAACCUUAAAAAAACCACACACAAACUAAACAUAACCAUACUAUGCUUGAAUAGAAUCUCUUCACUUUGUUGUUUCAUAACUUAGAUUCUACACCAUGAAUAGUAAUCCAAACAGUUCAACCAGACAUGUAUCAGAUGAAACCCAAGAAAAUGAACAGUUUACUGAAAUCAGAGAAAUCCAUGCCUUAACACCACCGCGACUUCCACCACCAACCAACAGCGGCCAUAACCACCGUUCAUCUUCCUUAUCCAUUGCCAGCAGCAUAGAUAGUGAGAACUUCACAACUAUAAGCAGAGAAUUCAAUGCUUUGGUUCUAGCAGGAUCGACUAUUGACCACAACAACAACAUAACUCCUCAUGCCCAUCCUCAUGAUCAAUACGAAGCCAGCAGCAGCAGCAACAACAACAACAAUAAUUUGGGGAGGAUUAGAGAAGAACAUAUGAUGGAAGAAACAAACCCUUUGGCGAUUGUAGUUGAUAACAACCCUUUAGAUCCUGUUCAAUCUCCUACUACCAGAAGAGUUGUGGCUGGUGGUAACGGCAGCGGCGGCGGCCAUGGUACACGUGUCGGUGGCGAAGAACAACACGUGUCGGUUGAUAAAGUAAAGAAGGAGGAAGUUGAUGCGAAGAUAUCAGCUUGGCAGAACGCUAAAGUUGCUAAGAUUAACAACAGGUUUAAGAGGGAAGACGCUGUUAUCAAUGGCUGGGAAGGUGAACAGGUUCAAAAAGCUACUUCAUGGUUGAAGAAAGUUGAGAGGAAGCUGGAGGAGAAAAGAGCAAAAGCAUUGGAGAAAACACAAAACAAAAUAGCAAAAGCUCAUAGAAAAGCAGAAGAGAGGAAAGCAUCAGCAGAGGCAAAAAGAGGAACCAAAGUGGCCAGAGUUCUUGAAAUUGCUAACCUUAUGAGAGCAGUUGGAAGACCUCCUGCCAAAAAAUCUUUCUUCUAAGUUUUUUUUUAAUAUUUUAAUUUUCAAAAAAAACUUUUAAUUUAGACACAAAAAGGGAAAAAAUAAACUUUUCCUUUUUAAUUAGUUAAAGGGUGCAAUAAGGAGUAUAUAAAAUUAGGAAGAUAAAGAGAUAUGUAUCAUAUAAUAUAUAGUUUCUGAAAACCAAUUAGAGUGUUUAUAUGUGAUUGAUUAGUGUUUGAAUGUGGUGAGUAUAUUGAGUGGUGUGGUGGUGACAUGAUCAUUUGAUCAUUGUGGUUGUUACACACUUUGGUGUUUUGUAUAUUAAUUUUGUUUAAUACUUUUUGGAAAACAUUUGCUUCCA
Lathyrus oleraceus (garden pea) is the source of this 1380-nucleotide messenger RNA. Its product is annotated as remorin 4.2. The transcript has 2 exons. Lineage: Eukaryota; Viridiplantae; Streptophyta; Magnoliopsida; Fabales; Fabaceae. The record is from RefSeq and is a predicted model, not a curated record. The coding region runs from base 207 to 1058 and encodes 283 amino acids.